Rhineura floridana is the source of this 1456-nucleotide messenger RNA. RefSeq names its product tektin 1 (gene TEKT1). Gene Ontology annotation, biological process: cilium assembly; cilium movement involved in cell motility. The coding region runs from base 128 to 1336 and encodes 402 amino acids. Gene Ontology annotation, cellular component: nucleus; microtubule cytoskeleton. The transcript has 8 exons. The record is from RefSeq and is a predicted model, not a curated record. NCBI's taxonomy places the organism in Eukaryota, Metazoa, Chordata, Lepidosauria, Squamata, Rhineuridae.
UGCGGCAGACCGCGUCACCCGUCCCCAUGGCGACGGGUUUGUUGCUUUCCUGCUUGGAAGGCGCGGGCCGCCGAGGAGCUGCUGCUGCUGCGUCGUCGUCCCGCGAGAGGACUGUCCGGAGGUGAAGAUGGCCAAGCUGCUGCAAGCGCCCCCUAAGUUCCUGCCCCCCGAAUGGCACAUUGCCAACAAGGCCCAGUACAGCGGCGCCGAGGCCCAGUGGUCCCGCUCUGAGCGCCUGGUGGAUGAGAGCCAGCGCCUGGUGGACGAAAUUGAGAGGACGACUCAGAGGACCCAGAGCGACGUCAACAAGAGGAUAGAACAGAGACUUGAGGAGAUCAGGUUCUGGAAGCAGCAACUGGAUGACAAGCUUGACCAGAUUGUGAAGGAAACCGAGGUGCUUCUGACGUUCAAGACAAGGCUGGAGAAAGCACUAGAGGGCUGCAAGGAGCCCCUUUUCAUCGCUCAGGAGUGUCUCCUAAACCGGGAGAGGCGGGUCGGGAUUGACCUGGUCCACGAUGAAGUGGAGCGGGAGCUGAUCAAGGAAGUGGAGGUUCUCCAAGGGGUCGUAGCUCUGCUUGAGCGUACGCUGGAGCAAGCCAACGAACAAAUUAGGCUUAACCGCUCAGCCAAGUACAACCUAGAGAAGGACUUGAAAGACAAAUUCACCGCCUUGACAAUUGACAACUAUUGCUCCAGCCUCACCAACAACGCACCCGACAUCGGAUAUGCCCAAAACGUUGUGAAGGUCGAGGAGAGUUCAGUGAGCCCUGAAGAAUGGGUAGAUUUCUCAAACGUGAACGUUGAAAAAGCCGACAGGCAGCGCAACAACUCCCUGGCGCUGCGAGCCCUGAUUGACAGCAUCCUGUCCCAGACAGCCAGUGAUGUGCGCAAGCAGAACGACGUGGUGAACGUCGCCUUCCGGAACAGGGUGAAAGAGACCAAGCGUGCCAAGAGCCUGCUGGAAGCGCACCUGGCGAAGGUGAUGGAGGAGGUCAGCUCGCAGGAGAAGAAUAUCGAGUCCCUGAAGAAGGCCAUCCUGGACAAGGAGGGGCCAGCCAAGGUGGCCCAGACCCGCCUAGAGACCCGGACUCAUCGGCCCAACGUGGAGCUCUGCCGGGAUCAGGUGCAAUUCCGGCUCAUGCGGGAGGUGCAGGAGAUCGGCCACAACGUUCAGAGGCUGAAGGACACGCUGGCACAGGCCCAAGCAGAGCUGAAAGGGCUGAACCGCCGGCAGCUCUCCCUGGAGGAGGAGACUGAGGUCAAAGCCAACAGCCUCUACAUUGAUGAAGUGCUCUGCGUGCAGAUGAGAGAGUCCAUCGCUGUCAACAACUUCUGAUGUGGCAAGGCUGGCCAAACCUGCCCCCUGCAUGGACACCCCCCCCCAAUAACCCCGACCCUCCCGCAGGGCUUGCCUCUACUUUAAACUUUCUAUGAGACAAUAAAGUGCAGAAACUCC